ACUCGCAGUACUCGCAGCACGGCAGAGGGUGUCAGUCAGGGCGCGAGCAGGAGCAGCUCAGGAUCCACCAACUUCGUUUGGCCCCGCCCGUCGCCGUCUGAGCCGAGCCAUUGACUGCUCAGAGCAUCAGGUGCGCUUGGGCGUCUAGCCAUUUGGCGGCUUGGGCUUUCUGCGUGGGUGCCGCAUCCCGCCGCCCCCCCCCUGCUUCCAUCCCCAUCGCCGCAGCCUUUUUUUUUUUUUUUGCCUCGCUUCGUCGCCAUGUUGCUUUAAAGUUCAAAUUGCUCGCGGGAUCGGGAGGGGAGGAAGGAACGACGAGUCUAAGUUGCGCUUGCGCCGGAAAGAUGAGCCGUGUCGGUGUCGUCCUUGAGGUGGAUGUGAACGGCGAGGAGCUCUUCUUCGUUGAUAAGGUGCGCUGCGCUGCGGCCUGCGGCUCUCUCUCUCCUGCCCCAUGUUCAUGUUCUUUGCUUGCUCCUCCGCCAUGGAUUAGGCUAGGCUAGGCCAUCAAGGUCUAGGUCCCUUCUUGCUCUGCUCUGGUGCUCAUGUUUCUCUCCAUACACCACGACGACGACGAUGGUGUCGAUGUUUUUUGUUGUUGUUGUUGUUGUACUCUUUCCCCAGAUUGGCAGCUUGCUGUCCACAGCCUAGCGGCUCUGUUUUGGAUGGACUCACUGUUGUGUACUGUCUAGCCGCUUGUUUCUUGUGGACGUCUAGGCCUUGUGGACGAGUGAAGUGAAGCCUGCCAUAUCCUGUUGGAAUCGAACCUGCUUCGAUUCUUCCCUCUUGUAGUUACCUCCAGAUAGCCCCCAAUUUUUUUUUUGGCACCACCUACCUUGGCAUCGUCUUCCCCAAUUCGGUCGCGUCCAACCCUUCCUUUCAGGCCUUUCCGAAUGUUUUGCCCUUGAUUUGUACUCCGUCGCAGGUUUAGGAGCCGUGUCCGGCUUGUCACAUCCCGGUGGUUUCACGCCCGUCUCUGACCGAGUGACUGCUAGCUAGUUCCUGAUCCUUCGAUAGCUUGUUUGUCACACGCCAAUGGAGUCGCCCUGUUUCCACUCAUUAUGCUCACCUGCAACUCUGCUUCCGCAUCAUUAGUGUCUACGUACUACUCAGAUUAAUCCUGCACUUCUUUUUUCGUUCUGUUCCCCUAGAAAUUUACUGUCUGGCUGUUGUUUCUCAGAGGAAGAGCACGUCGCAACCUUCCAUUUUUUACGCUCAGUUGCAGAGUGCUCCGCUGCAGAGCACACAGUGAAGCUGUGUCCGUUUCCCCAUCACUGUCAUCAAUGAGGUCGCCUCGCCAUGCCUGGUCCUCCUCUUCUUAUUAAUGGCGUAACUGUACCGCGCAUAUCCCGCACCUGCUAAUGUUCUUCUUCGUCCCUCCCGCUCCAUUCCUCCACUGCUGGGCGUUAACGGAGUAACAGCUACACCUCAUCUUCUUCGCCCUUUUCUAUGCGAGCUUUAAUGCCCGUUUGGUGGCUACGACUACUGUACGUACUCGUUUAUUGCCACUAGCUUCUUCCCCCAUUGAAAAAGCUUUAUUACUACAUUCUGCUCCGCAAAGAGAGAGAGUGACCUGAUCUUCCCUUCAAUUUGGCGUCGGUGUUAAUUUGGAUUCCUACAAGACGUUCUAGCGCGCUUCUGCGGCAGGAUCAGGAGGCUGGUGGUCGCCGGCGCAGCGUCUGCGGGGCGGCGUCCGAGGGUGACUCUGCAAGGACUCCCCGGUGGCCCCGAGGCGUUCGAGCUCGUCGCGAGGUUCUGCUACACCGACGACGGCGGACGGGGCGGGGCGGUGACGGCGGGCAACGCGUGCGUGCUGCGGUGCGCGGCGGAGUUCCUGGACAUGGCGGCGGCGGACGUGGCCGCGGCCGAGGCCGAGGCCGAGGCCGCGCCGAGCCUGGUGCGGAUGACGGAGAAGGCGCUGGAGGAGAUGCCGCACUGGCCGUGGCACACGGUCGUGGACGCCGUGAAGCAGUGCCAGCGCCUGGUCCCGCUCGCGGACUCCACCGGCGCGUUCGACGCGGCCGUGGCGGCGCUGGUGUCCCAGAUGGCCGUGCCCCCGCCGGCCGGGGACGCCACGCCCACGGGCUCCUCGCCGGAGAGCACCGCGUUCCGGUUCUCGUGCGACACCAAGAGCAGCAGCCUCAGCCUGCGCGGCGGGUCCUGCGUCAGCCGCACCUGGUGGUUCGAGGACCUCGUCGCGCUCGGCCCUGCCACGGUGGAGCGCGUCGCCUCGGCGCUCGUGGCCAGGGGCGCCGACCACGGCGUCGUCGCCCGGUUCCUCUUCUACUACCUAAAGUGCCGCGUCGCCGGUGCGAGCGCCGAGGAGAAGAAGGCGAUGCUGCAGGCCUCGGUCGCCGUCAUGGCGAAGCUGGACCGAAGCGCCGUCUCCUGCAAGGGCCUCUUCGGCAUCCUGAGGAUCGCCGCGCCGCUGAGGCUGGCCGACGCGUGCCAGGAGCGGCUCGUGGCCAUGAUCGGCCGCAAGCUGGACCACGCGACGCUCGAUAACCUGCUCGUCCCGGCGCCGCCCGGGACGGGCAGCCUGUACGACGUGAGCCUGGUGCUGAGGUUCUUGGCCGCGUUCCUCCGCGGCGGCGCCAGUGACGAGCCGGCGAGGCUGAAGAAGGUGGGCAAGCUCGUGGACCUGUACCUGGCCGAGGUCGCUCCGGACCCGUCCCUUCGCCCGGCCAAGUUCCUGGAGCUCGCCACCGCGCUGCCGGCUCACGCGAGGGACUGCCACGACGCGCUGUAUCGCGCCAUCGACGUCUAUUUCCAGGUUCACGGCCGCCUGACGGACGAGGAGAAGAUGAAGAUCUGCAGGGGGCUGAGCUACGAGAAGCUGUCGCCCGAGAGCUGCAAGCACCUGGCGCGGAACGGCGAGUUCCCGACGAGGGCGGCGGUGCAGGCGCUGGCGUCGCAGCACACGGUGCUGAAGAGCAUCGUGCUGCGCGAGCCCGCGGGCCAGCUGAAGCCCGUGUCGCUGUCCCCUCCCCCGUCCACGGGUAAGCACCGCGACGUCGGCGGCGGCGAGAACGACGAGGGUCAGGUGGUCCUGUACGCGGGGCGGCUGGACCUGUCGCUGGAGAACCAGAACCUGCGGUCGCUCCUGGACGGGAUGCACUGGCGGGUGAUGGAGCUGGAGAAGGUGUGUAGCCGGAUGAAGACGCAGAUGAGCAAGAUGAAGCAGCCCAGGCGCGGAGGCGGUGGCGGCCGCGCCGGCAGGUCGUCGCUCCCCAGGAUGUGCUCCUGAUCCACCACCUCGCCUCCUCGCGCUGCCGUUAUUAGCGCGCGCUUUAGCGGUGACCCCGCAACACUGUACCAUAGCGACGAUGUACAUACCGACUGCCGUGCUAGGAGGAAUCAGUGAAGCGCGGCGCGGCGCGGUGCAGGCGGCAGAGCAUCGUCCUCCUCCCUGCAUCUUGUCCCUUUUUUUUUUUUGCCUAGCUUCCUCCCGUGUAUGAUGAUGCGUGUAUCGGUUCUCGGUGGUGGCAAUUUGAAAAGAAGGGCUGGCUAGCAGCGUCAGCCUGAGCUGAGUGGUCCUGCUGGUUGAAUGGAUGUGGUCUAUCUGAAAUAAUAAAAAAAGGGGUACUGUGUGGCA
Messenger RNA from Zea mays, 3589 nucleotides. Its product is annotated as BTB/POZ domain-containing protein At3g22104. NCBI's taxonomy places the organism in Eukaryota, Viridiplantae, Streptophyta, Magnoliopsida, Poales, Poaceae. The transcript is spliced from 3 exons. Bases 1835 to 3241 code for a protein of 468 amino acids. The record is from RefSeq and is a predicted model, not a curated record.